Molecule: messenger RNA, 1771 nt
Organism: Anastrepha ludens (Mexican fruit fly)
Lineage: Eukaryota; Metazoa; Arthropoda; Insecta; Diptera; Tephritidae
Exons: 2
Coding region: 72-563 (163 amino acids)
Source: RefSeq, a predicted model, not a curated record
ACGAGAAGUGUCGUAAAAAUGAAGCAGAGUUUAAGGAUAAAAUUGAAAACUUCAUAUUUGACAUUGCAGCCAUGGAUGCCCUAGGUAUAAUGAAAAUGCAGGAAGAUGAAGACUUUCUUUUGCUCCAAAGAAAUAGAGGACGUCCAGGUAGUAUGUAUGGUGCCGAUACUGUACUCACAAGAAAAGAAAAACGCAAAGAGCAACGAAUGGAAGAAGAAAGAAAGCGCGUUGAAAAGCAUUUAGUUCAUACUAAUUAUGCUCUUGAAGUCUCUGAUACCGAUGAUGCUGAAAAGGAUAUUUCAGCUGGCGAAGAAAAUGCAGCAAAAGAUAUGAAUGAAGACGAAGAUACAGACGGAAGUAACAUUAAUUUACUACCGAAAAAGGCAAAUCGAGGAAAAAUUAAUUUUAUUGAUGAUAGAAUGCUUGCGUGCAUGGACAAAUGUAACCUCUCAACAAGAGAUGCCAUGCAUUUGGUGAGUGCAAUGGUUGCUGCCUUCAUAAAUACCAUGCAAAAUGUUAAUGGAACGCCGUCAAUAAAAAUGGAAGAUUUAAUUCUUAAUUGAACAAAAUUACAUUCGAUGAGGAGAGAUUACCGUCGCAGACAAGCUCAAGAGAUUAUUAAUGGAUUCAAUGUAAUGGUUUUACUGAGUAUGUUUAUAAGAUUUUGGAUUCUUGACCUUUAUUUUUACUUGUUUGUAGAUUCCCGACGUUUUUGUCCUUCACUGGGAUGGCAAGCUGCUUGCAGAAAUCCGAGGCACAGAAAAGAAAGAUAGAUUGUCUCUCGUUGUUACAGGAGAAAAUAUGGAAAAACUGCUGGGGAUACCAAAAAUUGAAAGUUCAACGGGAGAUGCAAUAGCUGCAGAAAUACAUAAUUUUUUGUGCAAGUGGAAGCUCGAUGAUUUAGUGGAAAUUGUAUCAUUUGAUACAACAGCUGCUAAUACGGGAGUUAAUAAUGGAGCAGCGUUCUGCUUGAAAAAAGGUUGGGCCGAAAUCUACUUUUCUUUCCCUGUCGUCACCAUGUUAGUGAGUUGCUAGUCAAAGCAGUGUUCGAACUAAAUUUUGGCAAAUCAUCAACACCGGAAGUUCCCUUAUUCAAUCGUUGCUCUAACAGCUGGAAGAACAUUAAUUCUAAGUCAUUCAAAAGUGGAAUAUCGGAAAAUGAAGUUCGGAAAGUCUUUACAAUAGCUGAAGUGGAAAUAUUUAAGAAUUUUUGUCUAACUGCAUUAAAUAGUCUCUUUGUUGGGGAAGACGUACCAAAUUUUUCACAAGUACGGUCACCUGGCGCUACAUCACACGCAAGGUUUAUGUCGAAGUGCCUAUAUUGCUACAAAAUGUUUCUGUUUCACGAGCAAUCCGCAUUAACGACUUCAGAGAUAAAGAGUCUAAGAAGCGUUCUUAUUGUUUUAACCUGCAUCUACGUUCCAUAUUGGUUUCGUUGUGUGGAUCCACUAGCUGCUCCACAAAAUGACCUUAAGCUCAUUCAAGAUGUGAUUGUAUAUUUCGAUAAGAAUGUAUGCAAUGCCUUGUUACAUAAAAUUAAAAAUAAUUUAUGGUAUUUGUCGGAAGAGGCGGUUGGCCUUUCAUUUUUUGAUGAUCAAAUUCCAUCACAUAUUAAGCGAAAAAUGGUGGAAGCAAUUACUAGCGAUAACCAGAAAGAAGAUGCUGUUCCAAAGAGAGUUGUUGCAACAAUGUCAGAAAUAACGCUUUACGGCAGCAAGAAUAUACAUGAUUUUAUUUCAUCAAGAACUGAAACAUUCUUUACCCGCUUAGG